AUGGCGUCAGCAAACGAAGCACACGUUGAGGUUGAGGGCAUCAACUACUACACCGAGUUCAGCCUCCCGGAUUCUCAGGAUAAGAACGCACCAUGCAUACUUCUAGUCCAUGCCUUGAUGUCUAACUUGCACAUGUGGGAUGCAACAGUGAAGUAUCUGCACUCCGCCGGUUACAGCACGCUCCGAUUUGAUCAUGUCGGCCACCACAACACUCCCCCACCACCACAGAGUAAGACCACCGAGCGGAGAAUGUCUGUGAGUGGACAGCUGGCGUACCACAUGGACGACAUCACCCGCCACAUGCAUCAGCUGGUCAAGGAACGGACAGGUCAGACCCAAGUCGCGGCUGUAAUCGGAUGCUCUAUUGGUGGCGUGCUGGCCCUGCGGUAUGGGAUGAUGUUCCCCAGGAACGUCGAUCAAAUCAUAUCCGUUGCUGCUCCAGGGAUCAAAGCACCGGAAGACAAGAAACCGCUGUGGUCCCAACGAAUCAAGCAGUUCGAGGAGGACCAGAAGAACGGCACUGACACGCUCUGCCAAGCUACGGUCGAUCGCUGGUUCCCAGGCGGGCCUGAAGACGACGGCGUGCGAGCAGAGGCGCUGAAGCAUGUCAAGACUUGCUCGUUGGAAGGCUACAAGCUGCUUGCUGACACCAUUCGCAACUAUGACUACACGGAUGCAAUGCACACGUACCCGAUUGAGGGCUGUCUGAUCGUCGGUGGGACAGAGGAUACAGCGAUUUCGUUCGAAGCGCUGGAGUUCAUCACGGGCUACAUCCAGGGCUCGAAGCUGGUGAAGAUGGAGGGGGCUGGGCAUCUGCCGCCGAUGCAGAAGCCUGAGGAGUUUAACAAGCUGAUCAUGGGUUUCUUAGAGAGGUAG
Saxophila tyrrhenica is the source of this 876-nucleotide messenger RNA. RefSeq lists its product as uncharacterized. The transcript has a single exon. Lineage: Eukaryota; Fungi; Ascomycota; Dothideomycetes; Mycosphaerellales; Extremaceae. The record is from RefSeq and is a predicted model, not a curated record. Bases 1 to 876 code for a protein of 291 amino acids.